AAAUAGGAAGUGGAGAGGUUUAAAGGUCUCAGAGAUGAACAGCCAACAUGCCUUUCAUCAUGUAUGCCCUGACUGGACCUCAAUGGCUGGACCUUGUUUUAGCGAUGUCCCUUCUCUGUUGGGCAGACUGUAGCCCUUCUCAGCAGGAUGAUAUGGCUCCCCUCGAAGUACAAUUCCAUUCUUUGGACUUCAGAAAUGUCUUGCGCUGGAAACAUCCAAACAAAGCUGCCAAAAACCUGAAAUAUUUUGUUCAGUAUAAAAUAUACGGAGACAAGGAGUGGACUAAUUCUGAUCACUGUCAAGGAAUCCACAAGCUGGAGUGUGACCUGAGCCAGGCGACAUCAGAUCCCAGAGAAUGGUACUAUGCCCGGGUCCGUUCCCUCUCCCCUGAGGGCAACUCAUCAUGGGUCCUUAGCCACAGGUUUUACCCUCAGUGGGAAACCAGAUUCAGCCCACCCCAGAUAAAGACGACUGUGACAGGACAGACCAUUACAGUUCAGAUCCGACCUCCGAGGACACCACUGCGAGGACAGAAGGGCAGAAUACGAGUGACAAAACUGCAGAAACUGAUUUUCAGAAUAUAUUUAAUGCGCGAUGGCAUUGAAGAGGAAGUUCAUGAAACAGACAGUUGCUCCAAGGAGCUUGUGAUUGAGUCGCUACGUCCGAAAACCACCUACUGUCUUCAGGCUCUGUCCGUUACUCCUCGCUCAGGCCGUAAAAGCUCCCGGAGUUCCAGCACCUGCGUCAACACUCAUUGAGGGUUUAGUGUCUCCCACAGGGUGAGGCUGCUUCUGGACCUUUGUUCAACGUGAAAAUUACACACAUGCACACUACAUAGUGGGAUGUCUGCAAAUGUUCACCAAGGUCAUGUUUGCUAUAAGACAGACUUUAAGCCUGGCCUAGCCUUUUGGUAUCAUUAAAGCUGAAGUGUGUAAUUUCUGUUCCACUAGCACAAAGGCAAUGUCAAAAAUAAUGAUUGUUUGCAAACGGGUUUUCUGAACACUCAUCUUUUAUUGGCUGGACAUACGGAUAGUUCCACCCCCAAAUCACACCAUGGAUUGAGCAACAGCAGUGUGGAAGGUGUGUCCCCGUACACACUUCAGCUUUAAGGCUAUGAAUUAAAGGGAUUCACAUUGAAAUUAAAUUUUGGUAUGUUUUAACUUACCUCAAAGGCAUCCAAGAUGUAGGUGUCUUUGCUUCCACAGU
Pimephales promelas (fathead minnow) is the source of this 1206-nucleotide messenger RNA. RefSeq names its product interleukin 22 receptor, alpha 2 (gene il22ra2). The record is from RefSeq and is a predicted model, not a curated record. Gene Ontology annotation, biological process: cytokine-mediated signaling pathway. Gene Ontology annotation, molecular function: protein binding; cytokine receptor activity. NCBI's taxonomy places the organism in Eukaryota, Metazoa, Chordata, Actinopteri, Cypriniformes, Leuciscidae. Gene Ontology annotation, cellular component: plasma membrane.